Molecule: messenger RNA, 1182 nt
Organism: Actinia tenebrosa (Australian red waratah sea anemone)
Lineage: Eukaryota; Metazoa; Cnidaria; Anthozoa; Actiniaria; Actiniidae
Source: RefSeq, a predicted model, not a curated record
AAAAUGAAUGAAAAUAUGAAUGAAGUGGAACAUCAACACAAGGAAAAAGAAAAACAAGAGAAGACAUUCAAAUCAUCCUCCACCAAUCACAAAACUUGUAGCGCACAUUCUAAUGUGACAAACUACAGUGCAAAAUCCAUGUCAUCGUGUACAUCAACCAGCUCAGGGGGUGCAAGCAAGCAAGGCCAUUCUGGUACACUAACAGUCCAGUCAAUGUCACUCUGUAGCACAUUGACAAAUGAUCCAAAUUUUGAACCUAAACUGGUGGCUUUGGGAUCUGUAGAUGAACAAGCUUUGUUACCAAAGAACUCUACAUUUAAUGAAAGUGGUGAACAAGUUAUGGUACAAGAAUUCUUCUCAAAUCACUUGUCGACAAUUAAAGAUCAAGAUGCUUCUAGUAUUAAGGGGGAAAAAAUUCCAUCGAUGGACGAAGAGGAAUUGCAGAAGAAGGAUACCACAUCCCAUUCUGAUGAAUUUCAAAAUAAUCUGAUCCAGAAUGCUGAGGCACAACUAAAAAACAGCUGUGUGUCACAUGAGAAUACUGAUAACAAUGGACCCAAAACAAGCACACCAACUGAUCAAGCCAAAUUACCUGCAAUGCUAGAGGUUGAUGUAUCCCCAAUUUUAGAAGCACCUGAUGGUAAUAACCAGAAGUUGAGAAAACAUAUUGAUUGUCAGUUAGAAACAGGUGUUAAAAGGAGCGCAGGAAAAGCAUCUCAAAGAAAUUCUUUAACUAGAUGUAGUAGAGACAAAUCAGCAACUACAUUGGACCACAAGUCCAAGCCACAAAACCACAAAGCAGCAAGAACCUUGCAAAGUCAAGUUCAGGACCUUAAGGAAAACAGCAAAACAUCACUACCACUUCAAGCAAGUAUUUGUAUAGAGGAUGAUAGUGACCCUGAACAAAUACAAGAUAACAUUACUCCAGAAAUAAUGGAAACAAAUAAGUCUUGCCCUUCAUCAAGUAAGAGAAAACUGGACUACAGUGGUGCUAUAAACAGACCUGACGUUAAUGUAUGCUUCCUGCUGGACUUCAAGUGUACAAGAAAAAGACCUUGUAAAUUAUGGAUGAGAACAGAAAGUCCCUGUAUUAUCAAGAGUGAACAAAAGGAAAUGUGUAUUCCUCAAGAUGUGUUAGCUAUUAUUUGACUGAAUUAGGUGCAUCAGAAUCAAUAUCAUAUG